Molecule: messenger RNA, 3105 nt
Organism: Juglans regia (Persian walnut)
Lineage: Eukaryota; Viridiplantae; Streptophyta; Magnoliopsida; Fagales; Juglandaceae
Product: protein FAR1-RELATED SEQUENCE 4-like
Exons: 8
Coding region: 1-3105 (1034 amino acids)
Molecular function (GO): zinc ion binding
Source: RefSeq, a predicted model, not a curated record
AUGUAUAAGAUCAAAUAUUGUUCUGAUGGUUCAACUGAAAGAUAUAAGACAAUAUUAGUUGCCAAGGGUUAUACUCAAAUUGAAGGCUUGGAUUAUUCUGAAACCUUUUCACCUGUUGCUAAAAUGGCUACUGUUAUAACUUUUUUGGCCAUUGCUGCUGUGAAAGGUUGGCAUCUUACACAACUUGAUGUGAAUAAUGCUUUUCUGCAUGAGGAUUUAUUUGAAGAAGUAUACAUGGUUUUACCUCCUGGUUUCCAGAAAAAAGGGGGGUCUCAAGUUUGCAAAUUGAAUAAAUCACUCUAUGGCUUGAAACAAGCCUCACGACAGUGGUUCUCCAAGUUUUCAACUUCUAUACUCAAUGAUAUUCUCAUUGCUAGUAAUGAUAUUUCCUUGGUUGAUAAGAAGUUUAAGCUUAAGGACCUGGUCUCGGAAGAUAUUCAUAGAAUUAGUGUGUUGGGGGAAGAGGAAGAUGGAAUGGCACCCAGGCCUUCGACUUCGAAUUCACAAUCAUUAAUGACGCCUCAAAAUACAUUUGGAGAUCCAAAAGAUUACCAUCAUAAUUUUGAUGUAAAUAUGCCCUACCCUCCACCGCCGAGUAAUCCGGAGAACUUUAGGCAAGAAUUUUCUGAAUUUCCACAAUUUGAAGAAAAUGUUGGAAGUACAUUUUCUGAUAUUGCUGAGGAAAUGUUAUUUGACAUGGAUGAAGAUUUAGAGGGUACCACUGUUGUUCUGGAAGAUGAGAUGCGGGUUGAAGCACCAAGACCCGGUAUGGAAUUUAAGAGUGACAAUGAGCUUACGGCCUACUAUAAGCAAUAUGCCAAACAAGAGGGAUUUGGUGUAAGGACACAGAGGACUAAGAGAGAUGAUGAUGGAAGGCCUAUGUAUGUGACUAUUGGUUGUGCUCGUGGCGGAAAAUACGUAUCUAAGAACAUUAAUAUCUCGAAGCCACGUGCAACAACUAAAACGGAUUGUAAAGCGAAGGUAAAUGCGACGUUGAACAAGAAUGAGAAAUGGGUUAUCACCACAGUUGAAAAUGUGCACAACCACAUUACUGUCAGCCCCAAGAAGACAAGACUUUUGCGAUCUCACAAGCGCCUAGAUGACUACAGUCAAAGGAUCCUCGACCUCAAUGAUAGAGCCGGUAUUCGAAUGAACAAGAAUUAUUUUUCUCUUGUCGUUGACGCGGGGAGUUUUGAGAAUCUAGAAUUUCAAGAGAGAGAUUGUCGUAAUUUCAUUGACAAGGCUAGACACUUAAGAUUGGGUAAAGGAGGUGGCGAAACCCUUAAUGAGUAUUUCCAAAGAAUGAGAUAUCAGAAUGAUGGUUUCGUUUCUUCCAUGGACGUCGAUGAUGAGGGAAGGUUACGGAAUAUGUUUUGGGCUGAUGCACGGAGUCGAGCGGCCUAUGAGUAUUUCGGAGACGUUGUAACCUUCGAUACAACGUACCUAACAAACCGGUACGGGAUGCCUUUCGCUCCAUUUGUUGGUGUUAACCAUCAUGGGCAGUCCAUACUACUAGGGGCGAGGUUGCUGUCAAGCGAGGACACGCAUUCCUUUGUUUGGUUGUUCCGCAUGUGGUUGGCUUGCAUGAAUGGUCGAGCGCCUAAAGCCAUCAUAACCGACCAAGACCGAGCAAUGAAGAAAGCAAUUUCGAUUGUAUUUCCGGAAACCCGCCAUAGAUAUUGUCUAUGGCAGAUAAUGCGCAAACUUCCAGAGAAGUUAGGAUCUCACUCCCAUUUCAGCACAGGGUUGAAGACCUCCAUUCAGGCUGCAUUGUAUGAUUCACAGACCUGCACGGAAUUUGAGGAGAGGUGGGGUCAACUUCUUGACAAGUAUGAUCUUAGAGGCAAUAAUUGGCUCGAGUCCUUAUAUGAGGAAAGGACUUUUUGGGUUCCGGUUUACUUGAAGGAUGUAUUUUGGGCUGGUAUGAGCACGACACAACGGUCAGAAAGCAUGAAUGCUUUUUUCGACGGGUAUGUCCAUUCGGGUACUACCUUGAAGGAAUUCGUGGACCAAUUUGAUAAUGCUCUAAGAAAGAAGGUGGAGGUAGAGACAACGGCUGAUUUCCACUCCAGUAACCAAACGAUCCCCUGCGUUUCCCCUUUCAACUUUGAGAAGCAGUUUCAGAAUGUAUACACAAAUGCAAAGUUUAAAGAGUUCCAAAAUGAAUUGAUUGGCCUAAUGUGUUGUAAUUGCACAAUGGUAAGCAAGCAAGGGUGCAUUUCUACCUUUGAUGUCUUGGAUGAAAUCUCUAUUGAUGACUGCAACAAAAUAGUCCACUACACACUUUAUUAUAAUGAAGAGGAGUGCGAGUUAAAAUGCACGUGUGCAUUGUUUGAGACAAGGGGAAUUUUAUGUAGGCAUGCACUUAAAGUUUUUCAGUUGUCCCGAAUUAAUGUGCUGCCAGAUAAAUAUGUCUUGGAUCGCUGGAGGAAGGACGAGAAGAGGAGAUACACAUUGAUCAAAAGUAGUUAUGAUGACUUGCGGGCCAGUGGAGAUGCACGGAGGUAUGAGAUGGUGGUUAAAAGAUGCAUGAAAUUGGCAACUAAAAUAUCCCCAAGUGAUGAGCGUGUCAAUGCAUUUCUGCAUUAUGUCGAUGACUUUGAUUCAAAAUGUGAUGAUGCAACAUUUGGGUCGAGAUUCGAGUCAACGAAUGUUGGACCUAACGUAGUCACAGAUAAGGGUAAAAAGAUAUUAAGCCCCCACGUGGUUCGAGGGAAAGGGAGAUCUCCAAGUAAGAGAAAGGUUCCGCCCGUGGAGAAGAUGGCAAGAAAGAGAAAGGCUUGCAGGAAAAUAUUGGAUGAUGAAACACAAUUGGGUGACACCCUGGGAUCUCAACACCACCAAUUUGAUGAUGGGGUUGGUGUUGGGACACAAAAUAGCAUUGUCACACAAUCGAUGCCAUCAGAAAAUCAGGAGGUCUUCAGCUAUUGGUUAAAUGUGUCUUUGAAGGUUGGCCUUGCUGGAACAUCAUAUUCAUUAUUGCAGAGAUUGGGGGCAGUAUUGCCAAGUAUUUUGUUACUGAGAAAAGAGAAAUGUUUUCCUUUGAGGCUAAUGCUUGAUGUUGAUAUGUCAAAGGUCAUGCUUGUUGCUUCUUUGAGCUUAUGA